Liolophura sinensis is the source of this 749-nucleotide messenger RNA. Its product is annotated as UPF0690 protein C1orf52 homolog. Bases 1 to 498 code for a protein of 165 amino acids. The transcript is spliced from 2 exons. The record is from RefSeq and is a predicted model, not a curated record. NCBI's taxonomy places the organism in Eukaryota, Metazoa, Mollusca, Polyplacophora, Chitonida, Chitonidae.
AUGGCGUCAAAAACGAAAGAAGAUGUAAACCGGCAGAAAAGAGAUCCUUUCGCUUAUUUCGGCGGACUUGGAGAUGUGGAUGGGGAAGACGACGACUCAGAAAAUGAAAAAGACGAGCCGGAGACUAAAGGCUCUGACUUGUCCUUCAUCUCAAAAAGUGAAGUUGGAGAGAAUGGACGUAAAGAAAAACUACCGUCAGCUGAGAAAAUUCUUGAGACGUCAGCGAAACCAGAAUUUUUGAAUAAAGAUGCAAAAGUUGACAUAGACUGGGAAAAGUUCGCUAAAGACGAUACCAGAGAACAAGAAGAACCCAUAAACUAUUCUUCUAACGCAAUACCACCGCCAGCAACGUACGAUCCAGUCACCGAGCCUUUAAAACCAACAACUGGGGAUACUGGCGAAAGUGAGGAGAAAGGAAAUCGGAAAAGACGUUCUACAGACGAUGUUAAUUCUGGAAAUGCCAAGAAGACAAAAGCAGAUGGCUCUGAUAGCAGCUGACAUUAACAACAACAACUGACACUUUUCUGGUAAUAAGAAAAGCCAUAAAUCACUGUUCACCUCCGUAUGGCCUGAGUGGACUCUGGCUUUGGGUGGACUAGGCUUUUGGAUGGUGCAACGAGGAGACAGAAGACAUCUUUAUGAGAAACUGGCUUGCCGUUUGUGGAUGAACUGAUGAAAAUUUAUUAUUGGAAACCACUCAAAUGCUAGGAUCAACACAAAUAUCACCACAAAUGUAAAAUAAAACCAAA